Molecule: messenger RNA, 6143 nt
Organism: Odocoileus virginianus texanus
Lineage: Eukaryota; Metazoa; Chordata; Mammalia; Artiodactyla; Cervidae
Source: RefSeq, a predicted model, not a curated record
UAGGAAGGUCGUUGAUUAUUCACAAUUUCAGGAAUCCGAUGAUGCUGAUGAAGAUUAUGGAAGAGAUUCAGGCCCUCCAGCUAAGAAAAUUCGAUCAUCUCCCCGAGAAGCUAAAAAUAAGAGGCGAUCUGGAAAGAAUUCACAGGAAGAUAGUGAGGACUCAGAAGAAAAAGAUGUGAAGACUAAGAAGGAUGAUUCUCAUUCUGCAGAGGACAGUGAAGAUGAAAAAGAAGAUCAUAAAAAUGUGCGCCAGCAACGGCAGGCAGCCUCUAAAGCAGCCUCUAAACAGAGGGAGAUGCUCAUGGAAGAUGUGGGCAGUGAAGAAGAGCAAGAAGAGGAGGACGAGACGCCAUUCCAGGAGAAUUCCGGCAGUGAUGAGGAUUUCCUAGUGGAAGACGAUGAUGAUAGUGACUAUGGCAGUUCAAAAAAGAAAAACAAAAAGAUGGUUAAGAAGUCGAAGCCUGAGAGAAAAGAAAAGAAAAUGCCGAAGCCCAGGCUAAAGGCCACAGUGACGCCAAGUCCUGUGAAAGGCAAGGGGAAAGUGGGUCGCCCCACAGCUUCAAAGGCAUCAAAGGAAAAGACUCCUUCUCCCAAAGAAGAAGAUGAGGAACCAGAAAGCCCUCUGGAGAAGAAAACGUCUUCAAGUCCCCCGCCUGAGAAAUCUGGGGAUGAAGGGUCUGAAGAGGAAGCCCAGUCUGGGGAAGAUUAAAAGUGAUGAUGGUCUGGGGAGAGAUUUUAUUUAAAAAGCAAAAAAAAAAAGAGAAAAAAGGAAAAAAGAAAAAAAAAAAGAGGGAAAAAAAAGAAAAGCUACUUAAGAUAGAAUAUGGUUUUGGCUAUGGCUUGACUCAUGGGCUUUCAAUGCUUUUUUUCCCUUUUGUUGAAAAUAACAUUUUCUUCUUUUCUUCUUUUUUUUUUUUUAAAGAAAAGCAUUGUAUGUUUAAUUUACCUUUUUUGUCUAUUGGUCUCUUCGUCAUGACCCCCUCUUUCCGCCCCCCUCCCCUUUUCCCAAUGAAAGCCAUGUUAAAUUAAUCACUGGAUUGACUGCUUCAUCUUUUUAUUUUCAAUGGAGGGUAUGCCACAGUUGUAAAGCAAUAAGAUUUGAGGUAAACGCUAUGAAAAUUUUGCUUUUUGCUAAAUGGUAGCAAGUUGAACAGUAAUCAAAAAAUGUAGAAGGUCUUAGUUAAACAUUAUUGCUUCUUUCUCUACCUGAAUUUAAAAAAAAAUCAGUUGUCAUCUAAUACAAAUUUAUAUUCUAUAUACAAAAAUAUGGAUGUCUAAAAAAUAAUGAUGUUAAACUUCCACUGAUGGGGCAGGUAGGGGAGAAAGAUGAAUUCUGAACUGCUACUAAGGGUAUUCAUGUUUUUUACUGUGGGGCAAGGCAGGGGAUCGAGGUUUCCUGACCCUGUUUGAGGAUAUAGGUUUGCUUUUUUUUAGUCUCAUCACUUGUUAUCUCUAGGAGACUCGGAGCCAGUGAUCCUUUUAUUCAGCUACAGUCUUUAAAGAACUUAAAAAAAGCAAGGGCCGCCAAAACUUAAAUCUUUCUUGAUUUCCUAUUUCAUUCUCUAACGGUUCAUGUUUUUAAAUAUAUAUAUGUAUCUAUUCUGUUUCUUGGAUAAAAAAUUUUACCAAGGAUCAAAAGAAAAAACCCUAAGAUUAAAAUGGGGAGAUCUAUAUAUCACAGUGGGUUUCUUCUCAAACUGACAAUGUUUAGGUUUUAAGCAAAAUAAAGUGCCAGUUAAUGUGAAACUCAAUGACAAAGACUUGAGAUUUUUGCUUUAUGAAAACAGAGAGUUGAAAUUCUGCACCAUAAAUGUGCACUUAGAGUCCAUGAACCAUGCUCUGCUUUUGUUGAGGGAUAGAGAGUUUUCCUGUCAGACCCGUCCUUCUCAUCUCUUGGUAGAAACAUAUGGAGCGCCUCUCUUGGCUUCCUGCUAGUGCACAGGGCACUAGUGCGUAGCCCGCUUGCAGCGCCCACCACCCUGCUCCAGAGCAUGGUUUCUCCUGGUCCUGUUCUUCACUUCUAAUCCUGUACUUGAUGGGAGCAUGGGACAUGCUGCUCCAACACUGCUCAGUUAGCGUUUGUCUUUAUACCGGUGCCCUUGCUGACCGCAUGUCACUUACAGCCACAGUUACGGGGCUCUGCAGAGCUGGGGAGACCGUGCAUUCGGGAGGCCUGUGUGCAGUGGGUAACAGGCCAGUCACAUGCCUUAUGAAGGUAGUCAGGGGACAGAUCUGUAGGCUCGCUUCCCCACUUUCUGAUACCAUGAGCUAAUGGGAACAAGGUUUAGGAGGGGGUCUUAGUGUGCUAAUUGGCUUCCCAGGUGGCUAAGUGGGUAAAGAAACUGCCUAUUAUGCAGGAGACGCCGGAGAUACGGGUUCAAUUCCUGGGUUGGGAAGAUCCCCUGGAGAAGGGCAUGGCAACCCACUCCAGUAUUUUUGCCUGGAGAAUCCCAUGGACAGAGGAGCCUGGCGGGCUAUGGUCUAUAGGGUCACAAAGAGUUGGACAGGACUGAAGCAACUUAGCACAGGACACAGUGUGCUAAUAAAUUGAAAAAUUAGUGAAAUUUAACAUCUGCCUUUGUAUCUAGAUUUGCUUCCUCAGUAUUUACUAAUGCAGUUUUCUUUCUAUCUACUGUUAUAGCAUGUUUUUCUCUCAAACAACCUGGCUUUCCUACAGAUGUUCAUAGAAAACGGUUAUUUAAGGAAUAUUUUUGAGACACUGUAAGGAAUAUCCUUACUCUGUGAUUUUUUUUUUUUUAAAGAAAGCACCAGUGGCAGAGAGUCAUUUCACUGUUGCACUGUGGGGAUUAAAGAAGGAAUUUGGAGAUUUUAGUACUCAGCCAAAUAUGUAAAACUUGAACAUAAGUAGCAAUUGGACUAUUAUCUUUCAUGAUGGUUGACUUUACAGUUGUGAACUUUGUAAUGAGGUGUUAAAGAUUAUUCUGUUUGCUUUAUUGGUUUGUUCAGGUAUUUUAACAAGAAGGUUUGUGUUCACAUGUUUUUUAAAAACCUAUCAGUGUUUCCACCAUGCACUUCUGUUUUUAGGGGUUUAUAACUUUUAAGUCUUAACAUUCCUAGUAACAUGUGUGCUUUCCUCACGAAGACUAGGGGGAAGGGUCUUUUAAAACUUUAGCCUUAGUAUUUUAUGUAACAGUCUCCUUAGUAUAUUAAUCUGCACUAACGUUUCUGUGAUAUAUGCACAUCCUUUAGGGUAAUCACAUCCUCUAGGUUAUUUGUGUGCAUUUGGUUGGGCUUUUUGUUUGGGAUCCCUUUUUUAAAGGUUAAUUCAUGAGAUUAAAAAAUGUAUAUUUCUAAUAGACUGGACAAAAGGAUCUGUGUCCCAAGAGAGACAGGCUCUGAAUGACCUUUGUUUUCUCCAGUUUUUGCUGAUGAUUUAAAACACUCUGGUCUUCCCCUCAAAUCAUGCAUGCAAAUAGGACAGCUGGGGUGUCUCAACUGGAAACAGGUGCUCAAUGGUCAGGCUGACAGUGAUGUCUGGACAGGUUACGGGCGACAGGCUGCUAGUGCCGCCGUUGGCACCCCCUUGGUUGAACGCCCCCUUUCUCUGGAGUGCCUCUAGGGGGUGCCGGCAGUGCUCACUGUCUUGUUUGCAGCUGCUCAGGAAGUGGGACAUUGACUUUGAAAGUGCUUGUUUGCGUUCUCUCAGUUCUCUGUUAGCGGUUAGGUUUACCUCUGGAACAUGAAUUCGGCAGCUACGCUGACUGACACUACAUUCUAGUUCUUCAGACUCUUUUCUCAGACUUCCCUCCCCAGCGCACACACACACAGAGCUAGGUAGCCUGGACCUUUUAUACCUGUUGUAGCCUGCUGCUGCUCUUCGCCUUUCCCACCUCAGACUGGAAUCAAUGGAGUGGGCUAGAAGGAUCCAUGUUAGUUUUCGUAAGGGUAGCUUUCCCCUAGGUUGUAAAACAUUUCUGCCUCUCAUAUCUCUGCUCCCUACUGAAUCCAGGUAGGAAAAUUAAUGGGUGUUUUCCUCCUUUAGGGAGGUAGUGAGUGGAAAUCUUUGAAUCUUUGAAGAAUAGUAGUUGAUUUCCCAUUAUGGAGCUUUUGAUAACCUUUUUUGUUUUUUCUCAUAACUGGUUUGUUCCAGGUUCAGCCCUCAGUUCAAUACUUAUUCUUCGUACUGGUUCAAACAGCAUUUUCUUACAGGUAACUGAUCAAGAGUGGAAUUUGAGGUUAACAGUCCAGUAAAGUUUUUGACAUUCUUAUAAUAUGAUCAACUAAACUGAACUUGCCACUUUUUCUGAGGCUAGUUUUUUGGGGUUUGUUUGUUAUAUACAUUGAAGUGACAGUGGGCUUUAGAGUCCUUAUUGGGGGAAGGGAAUAGUGUUUGUUUUUCCUUUUCCCUUUCUCUAGGAGAUGCUUUGAGUUUGUCAGAAAACCAGGAGCAGAAAUUAACUCCAGGAGCUACAGGGAAAGCUUUAUAAAAGGUUAUAUGACCAUCGUGGCUUUUAUGAAGAAAGGGAGUUUUGAUUUGAACACUUCUUUCUGUGCCUGCAUCACCAGUAGCUAUGCCUAGAAGAAGCUAUCACCUUAGGAGUUUGGAAAGGCAGAAGCCUGGCCUCCAGUUUUUAUGACAUUCAGAUAGAACAAGCAAUAUUCAUUUGCUGUCAAGGGAUAGCUCGAGGUUAGAGAGUUGUCCUUUUCUCUGUGCAUGGAGCUGGGUUUAUUUGAAAAGGGAGUUAGUUUAUUUGAAUAUUGGGACGUCAAACUACUUAAAGCCAAAUUUCAAUCUGCAACCCAUUUUCCCUUUUUCUUGACAUAAGCUUGAUACAAAAUGAGUUUUCUUGACUCCCAAAUCCCUAAGUUACACUUUUUUCUCAAAGCCUAAUUCAGAAUUCACAGUGGUGCUUUCUGUGUAUUAACCACUAUUGGAAAAAACCCUAUAUACCUGCCCGUGGCCAUGCCAUGGAGUGACUGGGCCGGUGAUAUCUGUAUGGCGUGCUUCGUGUGGCUGGUGGGAUGCCACCAUUGUGCAGACACUUUGUACAUCGGGGUGAAGGGAGGGUUUUCUAGAUUACGGGGGGAGGGUAAAAUUGGGAUUUUUUUCUGUUGUUCCUUUUUUGAUGGGAUAUAGGGGUAUAGUACUCAAUUUAUGCCCUAAAUAACUUGUAUAAAAUCCCUGACAUAUUGUGUGGGUGUGUGUGUGAGUGUGUGUUUGUUAUAUGUCUGGCAAUUAAAUCUUUGUCUUCUGGAAAUUAGCAAAUUCUUUUUUUUUUUCUCCAGAAGUAUUUGUUACAAGAUUUGUAAAUAAGAGCUCUACUUAGUUUGUUUACCAAGAACAUGUUGCAGCAAACCUUUUACACCUAAUUCCCGCAAGGUUGAAGUAACGACUUUUAAGAUUUGCCAGGUUAAGCAGCAGCCAGGUUCUCAGUCAUUUUUGGCCUUGAUUCAUCUUUCAGACUUCAUUUUGCCAGCUCUGAAAUACCCAGUCUUCCUUAAUUGUAGUCCUUAACCUUUUAUGUUCUAGAAGCAGGAAGGGUGAAAAAGAAGAACCUGCUUAAAUGUACUUAAUUGCCCAUGGGCUGAGACCCGGGCAUCCCUAAAGACUGUAAUGUUGCUAGGUACACGUGGUCAGACACCAGAGGGCUGGGCAUCCUUGCAACACCUUAACAGUGCCGAUACCUGCAGCAUGGUACCAAGGAAGUUAAAAGUUUGAAUGUAACCACUUUAUUUAAAAGGUUUUUCUUUUAAUUUAAAUGAAAUGGGGGUUGCAGUGAACAUGAUUUUGUUGACCAUGUCCGUGAAUUCUAGAUGCAACAUGCGUUGGUAGACUUGUGCGAUGGUCUUUUGUGAUCCUUAAUUUUUACAUACCCCAGUCUCUGUAUGUACCUGCAUAAACAAAGAUAAACAAACUCCUGCUCUCUUUUCCUGAAGGGUCUCCAGGACCGCGUGUCUGUUCUGAGCUCUGCUUUCAGUGUGUGUGUCCUCUGCUUGUAUUUUGUAUUAAAAAUAAGGAAAAGAACACUUUAUUGUUGAGCAUGUUGGCAUUGUCCCUUUUAUUUGUUUUCUCUUUUUGGGACAUAUGAAGCAAGUUAUUCUUUUUCUGUAUCUUUUUUUCUUUUGUAAACUUUUUUUUGUUUUGUUUUAAAAUGGCUUUAUAAAAGGGCUUUUGUAACCCA